AAAAAAAUUGAAAAGUUUGUUGAAGUCUUUCGAAAAUAUUUGCUAUUAAACCACAAAGAAGUUUAGAUGACCCUCAAGAGAGAGCAAAAAUACAAGAACAGAAGAUAGUAAGCUUAUAAUGGACCCGUUACAAAGGCAAUCCUAUCACCAUCACCAUCACUAUCAUCCCGUGUGUUUAUUUAGUGAUGAAACAAACGUUUAAUUCUGAAAAGUUGUUCUGUCAUGAAGAAAGAUCACAUAUAUGAAUUAGUUUUUUCAUGACAACAUUAUUAUGCCCUCAGCAUUCCCAAGGGCGUCGGCGGCUGUCGAUUGAAUGGUGGGCGUAACAAGCUCACAAGGUAGGAUGCAGUGGGCUAGGUCAUUGUGGUAGGCGGGCAGCUCUCCUCUCCUUAUUGACAGGCUCAACAAAAUAGUGUGGCCUUUCCCUCUUGUAUAUUACCGCUAGUACGAGGCACAGCGGGAGAGGUGGUGGUACGAUCCCUUGGGCUUGACCUGCGCGGCUACCCCACUACCACACCACCUGGAACGUAUUUCACACACACACACGAACCCAACGUCUGAAUCACCCGAACCCCACACUCGUAACAGUAUUUUCCCAUCAAUGACUCCUUUGAACGUUUUGAAAACCGCAAUAACUUCCUCAAGAGCUGGUCAUAAUUGUGAGUCUUAUUACAAUGCAUUUCGUAAUCUCCAACGUACCAGAGAACUUCCAUUCGGCUGAUUUAAGGAAUUUCUUCUCGGAGUUCAUAGAAAAGAGGGCAUUUAACUGCUUCCAUUUCCGCCACAGACCCCAAAGUAAUUUAUUAGAUAUUCUUAACAAGUCUCUUAUCUUGUCUGAUGUCAAGGUGUCCCAGGGUGAAGUUACUGGGGAUAAGGGUGAAAGUGACCGCAGGGAGACAACUAACAGAACUGCUAGACAAACAGACAGCAGCAGUGGCCACAGGGAGAGUGGUGACAGAGAUGCUACAGGGAGAGAUAUAGGGAGUGGUCACAGGGAGGGUAGUGACAAAACUGCUACAGGGAGAGAAAGUAGCAGUAACAAUGGCUGUAACUCAAGCGGGUUAUCAGAGAAAACAGAAGUUAGUGAGCGUGAGAAUGUCAGCCUGGAUAGCAGCACAAAGGCAGAGGUUGAGGGUGAAGCCAGUGAGGGAUCCAAGACUCACUGGCUAAAUUCUGGUCUUGCUGGUCUUGCUUCUCUCAUCAAUGAGAAGAAGAAGCAAGUUAGGUCAAGCAAAAAGUGGCCUUAUGAUCUUGAAGAAGUUGCUGGUAAGAUAUCUAGUGGGGUUAAGGAAGCCGGAAAUGUAUCUGAGGGGGACAGUAGCAGUGAGGCAAGGAACUCGAGUAGAAAGCAGCCUUCCUCAUCCCUUGUGGAGGUGCUAUCCCCACUCCAGGAGGAGGCAUCAAAGAGGACCUGCUGUGUGGUAGAUGUGAAGGACAGCCUUCAGGAAACGUUUAUAAGGAAGUACGACCGCAAGCACUGGCUGACUCGCUCAGGUGAUAUCCUGCCCCAGCGCUGCUACCUCCUCAAGGUGGACUUCAGGGACUCAUCUCAGAGCAGUGGCAGUGAAGAGUACAAAACCCGAGAAGAGUUCAGUGCCCUCAGCCUGGUGUCCGGCAGUGUCCAGGACCUCUUGGAGUUCCGGCCACCCCCUAUCAUGCCUCAGGGCAAUGUGGGCACACCAACACACCACUUCAGGGAGCUGAUCCGAACUUGCCAGAUGCCCGGGACACUGAUCAAGAAGCUUGGCCUGGAGUUCCCAAGAGGAAGAGGCAAGAAGCGGUUUGGCCAAGUGCCUUUUGACUAUGGAACAAGUGUGGUGGCUGGCCAGGAGGACAGUGAGGGUCAGAAGGAGGCAGACAUCGCCUUCACUGCCACUGGCCACCUCAUUCCCAGCUCGGCAGACUUUGAGGAGCAGCAGAGGAGGAGAAAGAGGGAAAAGAAGAGGAUGUCAUCUAAAGGACCUCGACUAGAACUGGAGAAGGAGGAAGAGGAUGGAGCUGAAGUGGAGGAGUGGGAGAGGUACGAGUCCUUCCAUGAAGAUGUCACCUCCCAGGACCGCAUCAAGGAGAGGCGCUUUGAAGAGGAACUGGAGGUGGUGUGGGAGAAGGGCGGGUCUGGCCUGGUCUUCUACACAGAUGCCCAGUUCUGGCGGGCACAACAAGGCGAUUUUGAUGAACAGACGGCUGAUGAGUGGGAUGUGGACAUGUCUGUGUACUAUGAGGAAGGUGCUGGGGACAGAGAUGCAAGGGACAGUGCGGAGAUGGUGCAGAGUGACAAGCUGAAGUCAGGCAGUCUGGCACCAUCUGUGUUUGUGAGGAGAAAGGGAGAGGAAGAGGCAACCAGCAAAGCAAAGAGAGGGAGAGGGAGGAGGAAAAUAGGUCCCACACUACCCCCGACCAUUGGGAGAUUUGAAGCCCACACUCGAGGGUUUGGCCGGCGUAUGAUGGAGGCUCAGGGGUGGAAGGAGGGCCAGGGGCUUGGGGUGGGAUCAGCUGGGAUGCCCUAUGCCCUGGAGGGAGAUGGACAGCACCCACAUGACCGAAAGGGUUUUGGGUACCAUGGAGAGAAGCUGCAAGGGUGGGCGUCCUCCUCCUCUACCUCUUCCUCCACCACAACACAAAGACCUCAGCACCGCCACCACCGCAUCUCCACUAUAUUUGAUCGGGCAGAAGAUGCAGACCCUCCCGCACCCACACUCAGAACACCUGAGCCAACUGCCCUCUCCCAUCGCCCUCGCUGAAGGGAACCUUACCCUUGUCCUGAAGCCUUUCACUGUGAUACACAACAAUUCACAGCACAGAAUGGAAUCUUUAUGAGCAUCUACAAGAAAAAAGGGGAUAAAAAGAAUAGGUUUUUGCAGUUAUAGGAGAUGGCUGUAGGAAAUGUCUCAGAGUGGCUAUUAAUUCAAGAAAAGUGUGCCGAAUUGCAGUGAGAGACUUAAACCUAAUGAGAAUUUGAUGGAGCUGUAUAGGCAUUAGUGCUCCAAAGGUGUUAAUGAUAGACGAGUCAGCUGGUCACAUUCUGGUGAGUUGUCCUGUCUGCUGAAGGGAAUCUUGUCCUUGUUGAGGAUGUAAUGGGGCUGUGUAGAUAGGAUCCAGUGCCCCAAAGUGAUGAUAGCAGGUAGGUCAGCUGGUCAGAUUGUGCUGGUUUAUGGUCUUGAAGGGAGUCUUGUGCUUGGUGGUGCUGUGAAGGUAGGUUCCAGUGCCCCUAAGGAAUGUUAAAAAAGUAGAAGUCCCAGAGUAAUAUUUAGUUAUUUUUGGUGCUGGUCAGACCUUCGAUAGAGUGGGAGCUGAGGGAUCCUUAGAGGCAAGGGUUUAAAUCAUAGCCAUGGUCUGAGGGUAGGAAGGGCAUCCACUCAGGGUAAUGGCUCCCAAAUGCCAAAUCCAAAGUCCUUCAUUAAGAGGCACUGUCCUAACUCUGAUAACAUUCCCUAAAAAAUGUUAUCUUUUGGAUAGGUGAGCUGGUUGGAUUGUGGCAAGUUGUCCUGUAAACUGCAGGGAGGUACUGUUCUACUUGAGGGUGCUGGAAGUCAGACUGGAAGGUUGAGAGCAGGUCCUGUACAAUGAAGGGUGGUACUGGUCUGCUUGAGGGUGCUGGGGGUCAGACUGGAAGGUUGAGAGCAGGUCCUGUACACUGAAGGGAGGUACUGGUCUGCUUGAAGGUGCUGGAGGUCAGACUGGAAGGCUGAGAGCAGGUCCUGUACACUGAAGGGAGGUACUGGUCUGCUUGAGGAUGCUGGGGGUCAGACUGGAAGGUUGAGAGCAGACCAUUUAUUACUGCCAGCUCUCCCUUCAGUUUCCGGAUGUAGUAUCUUUUAUUUUCUGUUUAUUUAUUUUUCCUCCUUUCCAAUGUAGUAUCUUUUACUCCAGUCAAUUUUUUUCCUUUCAAAUGUAUUUAUUUAUCUUUCUUUUUCUGUUCAUAUGGUAUUAACCUUAACAUAGACUUAAUUGAUGUGUAUUUGUAAAUAACAGUGGAGUAAUGUUUAGAUGUAUAUUUUUAUAACUGCUAUCUCUCCACUUUUCAAAUCCAGUAUGUUUGUAACUCCAAUUUCUUUUAUUUAACACUUCAGUAUUUUUAUAUGAGUGAUGGCUAUGAAGGAAAGUGUACCUGUUUUCUUGUGUUUUAAUAUUAUGAUAAAAAUUAUGAUGGUGUAAAUACGCAGAUGAACCUAU
Messenger RNA from Scylla paramamosain (green mud crab), 4173 nucleotides. Its product is annotated as G patch domain-containing protein 3-like. Lineage: Eukaryota; Metazoa; Arthropoda; Malacostraca; Decapoda; Portunidae. The record is from RefSeq and is a predicted model, not a curated record. Gene Ontology annotation, molecular function: nucleic acid binding. The transcript has 8 exons. Gene Ontology annotation, biological process: negative regulation of RIG-I signaling pathway; negative regulation of type I interferon production; positive regulation of DNA-templated transcription. Bases 675 to 2741 code for a protein of 688 amino acids.